AUGUUAUCUACAAGAAGAGUCAUAUAUAAGGCAUGUGAAGUACUAAAGUGUACUGAUAAGGGUUUUAAAGGAUUGACAGGAAUGGCGGCUCAGAGACAACUAUCUUCAAAAGAAAUUUUCGCUUUAGAAGAUAAAUAUGGUUGCCGCAAUUAUGCACCACUUACAGUGGCGCUUUCUCGCGGUGAAGGACCAUUCGUUUGGGAUGUUGAAGGAAAAAAAUACUUCGACUUUUUGAGCGCGUACUCAGCUGUGAAUCAGGGUCACUGUCAUCCUAGGAUCGUCGCUGCCCUGAAGAAGCAAGCAGAUGUUCUAACACUUGUGUCUAGAGCGUUCUACUCCGACAAAUUGGGAGAAUAUGAACAGUUCAUGACAAAUGUAUUUGGAUUUGAUCGUCUGUUGCCCAUGAAUACUGGAGUUGAAGGUGGUGAGAGCGCGUGUAAGAUUGCCAGAAAAUGGGGGUACGAUGUUAAGAAAAUACCAGAGAACCAAGCUAAGAUAAUUUUCGCCAGAGGCAACUUUUGGGGGCGAACAAUGUCUGCCGUGUCUUCGUCUACUGAUCCAGAUUGUUACACCGGGUUUGGUCCCUUCUUACCCGGACUAGCGCUUGUGCCGUACAACGAUUUACAGGCUUUAGAAAAAGAGUUACAAGACCCCAAUGUAGCUGCGUUCAUGGUGGAACCAAUUCAGGGUGAAGCAGGAGUCAUCAUACCUGAUGAUGGGUACUUGAAGAAAGUACGAGAGCUUUGUACGAAAUACAACGUUCUUUGGAUCGCUGAUGAGGUUCAAACGGGGCUUGGACGGACUGGCAAGCUCCUGGCUGUGGAACAUGAAGGUGUAAAGCCAGACAUCCUUAUUUUGGGCAAAGCUUUGAGUGGAGGAAUCAUGCCGGUGUCUGCUGUCCUUGCAAACAAUAAUGUGAUGGACGUAAUCAAACCCGGUACACAUGGAUCUACGUAUGGUGGAAAUCCGUUAGCAUGUGCAGUUGCAACUGAAGCUAUCAAGGUAUUACUUGAAGAAAAGUUAAUAGAGAACGCAGCGAAGCUAGAAUCGGUGUUCCGGGAAGAGCUGGAGAAGAUCCCAAAACACAUGAUCACCGCCAUUAGAGGCAGAGGACUCAUGUUUGCCAUUGAUGUCCAUGACAGUAUUCCAGCAUACGGUGUAUGCCAGAAACUCAAGGAGGCAGGUCUCCUUGCUAAGACCACCCAUGGACAAACCAUUCGUCUUGCACCACCUCUAGUUAUAACUGAGCAACAGCUGCGAGAUGGCGCUCGCGUCAUUCAAAACGUUUUUCAGUCUUAUUAA
Molecule: messenger RNA, 1302 nt
Organism: Leptosia nina
Lineage: Eukaryota; Metazoa; Arthropoda; Insecta; Lepidoptera; Pieridae
Source: the annotation of a GenBank genome assembly